CUCCGGUACCAAAUACUAGAACUAGAGUGUUACCCAUUUUCUCUUUUGAGACGCAUUCACACUCGCUUGUGUCCCGCGUGCCUCGUGCUCCGGAAGAAGUUUGAAGAAGAAGCGUUGAAGACAACGAGAACCCCUACCGUCGUCGCCGGUUGCGUGUGUCGAAGAAAGGAUAUCGUUUUCGCUUUUAAUCCGGUAAAAUGACUCUUCGACGAUGCAUCAUGCUCCUGAGUUUGUUAGCCUGGUUCACACAAGCUCGCGCAUACGUUGUAAAUUGCGAAAUUCACCCUUACCACAGUCAAUGCAGAGGAGUACAGACAAAAAGAUUUGCAGUUGAGCCUGGACAAAAUCUUCAUGACACCGGAUUCAAGGACUUGAAAUCUUCGAAUGACGAAUUCAAUGGUAGUCCAUAUUCCAGACUUUGGACGACUCUUUUAGAAAACGGCCUCAGCACUGAUGAUAUAUAUGACGUUUAUGCCUCGUCCAGCGCUUCCGCGAGAGGUAAUAAACAGAACAGCAGGAAGAACAGCAUCAAAGACAGGUUGAGGCUCAGAAGAAUACCAAUACGAGAUUUUUUGUCCGACCUUGAACUUGUCGACAGCGAAUAUUAACCUAAUUCACUACUUCACAUAUAAUAUAUCCAGACUUUCCACCCAGCUGCUCGUUAAAUGAACUCGCGAUCAGGGACGAUUUUCAUUUUACCAAAAAUAGCGGGAAACAUAGAUCUUUUUAUCAAGAAAAAUACUCCUUUUAUAAAGAAAAAUAUUUUUCUUGAUAUACAGAUUUCAGUUUCCAUUAAAAACCAUUCUACAGAAUUUCUACGGAAUAUCCACUGAACUUGGCUAAAAAUUCUUUAGAAUUUUAAAACAAAAUUUUAAAUUAUUAAAAAAAUGAUUAUAAACUAUCUUCAUUUGUCUUCCACUGAUAAACAAAACACGAAACGCUUUUGGAGAAAGUAUUAAGGAAUGUUAAUUCACUACUGAAUGUGGUCAUUGAUGAAAGUCCUAAAACACAUGUACUGAAUUUUAAAAUAUUUUAAUCCCACGAAAACAGAUUUUAAAUAGAUUCUUAUAAUAUUAUUUCUGCCUUAUUAGUAUGUAGUAUAAGAGAAUUGAAUUCGAUUUUGUUUGAUUUGAAUAAUCUCCUUAAUUGUAUCAAUUUCUUUAUUA
Molecule: messenger RNA, 1166 nt
Organism: Belonocnema kinseyi
Lineage: Eukaryota; Metazoa; Arthropoda; Insecta; Hymenoptera; Cynipidae
Exons: 4
Coding region: 198-608 (136 amino acids)
Source: RefSeq, a predicted model, not a curated record